AUGGCUGUUUCGUUGUCAAGACGAAGUCGACCUCCCCUCCGACAAGUUGCCUUGGGAACAGUGGAGCAAGCCCAGGAAGCCCGGCUCCGCCCCCUGUGGUCCCCGGCAAACGGCAGGUGCCGAACAGCGGUGACAGGAAGCUGGGAGCCCCUGACGCUGAACGGUAAUGUGGGAACGGGGCGCUGCCGCCUGAUUGGGAUGCUUUGUAUCUGGAGAGGCGCUCCUGAUUGGCCUGAGGGGCCCCCCAGCUCCGGGGACUCAGUCUCCAUUCAGCCCACUCGAGGGCUGCACCACCGCUUCCAGCCGGACGCACGGAGCUCGCCGGCCGCGCCGGGCCUGGCCCAGGUCCGCUCUGUGUCCUUCUCUGGAGCAGAGACCCCGCAGAACCCACCCUCUUCAUGGAAAGCCCCGUGCAGUGGUCCCCUUGCGAUGGCGUCCGACAGUGACGUGAAGAUGCUGCUGAACUUUGUGAACCUGGCGUCCAGUGACAUCAAGGCGGCCCUGGACAAGUCCGCGCCCUGCCGCCGCUCCGUGGACCACCGCAAGUACCUGCAGAAGCAGCUCAAACGCUUCUCCCAGAAGUACUCCCGGCUCCCGCGGGGCCUCCCCGGCAGAGGGGCCGAGCCUCACCUGAGAAGGGGGCCCGAGGACCGGCCCGGGAGGCUGCCCCUUGAUUCUGGCCAGGAUUCCAGCCCCAGCGGGGGUGGGGGCUGCAAGGAGAAGGCUCUGGGGAACCCCUACAGGGAAGAAUGUCUCUCUAAGGAGCAGAGCCUCCAGGGGCAGAAUCCAGAAGCUGCCAGGCCUGGCCAGGUGCCCAUGAGGAAAAGACAGCUGCCCGCUUCCUUCUGGGAAGAGCCACGGCCCACCCACAGCUACCCCCUGGGGCUGGAGGGGGGACUGGGCCCCAGGGAGGGAGCUCCCUAUGAGGGUAAGAAACCCUGCAAGGGUUUGGAGCCUGUGGGGCCCGAGUUGGCCCCAGUGCCCACGUCCCCAAGGGCACCCGCUGAAAAGGAGCCACUCAAGAUGCCUGGGGUCACCCUGGUGGGCCGUGUCAAUGCCUGGAACUACUGCCCCCUCCAGUACCACGGACAGCCCAUCUACCCGGGCCCUCCAGCCGCCUUGCCUCAGAGCUCGGUCCCCAGCCUGGGCCUGUGGAGGAAAAGCCCGGCUUCCCCGGGGGAGCUGGCCCACUUCUGCAAGGAUGUGGACAGCCCAGGGCAGAAGGUGUACAGACCCGUGGUUCUGAAGCCUAUCCCCACCAAGCCAGCCAUGCCCCCACCCAUCUUUAACGUCUUUGGCUACCUCUAGCCGGGCUAGGAGGGCCUUGGCUCCCACCUCCGGCCUGCAGGCGUGUUGGGGGCCC
Diceros bicornis minor is the source of this 1363-nucleotide messenger RNA. RefSeq names its product family with sequence similarity 181 member A (gene FAM181A). The record is from RefSeq and is a predicted model, not a curated record. Lineage: Eukaryota; Metazoa; Chordata; Mammalia; Perissodactyla; Rhinocerotidae.